Molecule: messenger RNA, 813 nt
Organism: Trematomus bernacchii (emerald rockcod)
Lineage: Eukaryota; Metazoa; Chordata; Actinopteri; Perciformes; Nototheniidae
Exons: 6
Coding region: 1-813 (270 amino acids)
Source: RefSeq, a predicted model, not a curated record
AUGCCAGGUGGGUCUACAAAAAAGACAUGUCCCUUCUGUCAGAACAUUUUAUUUUGUGCACAGAAGAUCUGUGCACAUUGCCUUAAGGAGCAGCCAAAAAAGCUGCGCCUUGAGAAGAAGCUCAAGCGGUUUGAUGAGAAGCGAGAGGAUUGGGUGUCUGGGCGGAAGAAGAACCACAACAUUGCUUCCAUCAAGGAUGAAGCCAUUGUCUUGCUUGAGAAACUCCAUGCCAUUGGCUUUAAACCAGUGCUGCUUCUUGGCAAGGAGACCAGGAAGAAGGAGGUCAAAUGUGAAAUCCUAACCCCUCGCUGCACACUGACCGCCUAUGCCCAGGAUUACCUUGACAAGAUAGGCACUUUUUAUGAGUUCCUUUGUGAAGCUGCAAACCCCCCCCCCGUGAAGCAGUGUACCACCAAAGAGGUAGGGCAGGAGGCAGGGACGUCAGAGAGCCAGGUGCCAGAGACAAGCACCGUGCAGGUGGAGGUGCUGAAGACCCCCCCCGUGAAGCAGUGUACCACCAAAGAGGUAGGGCAGGAGGCAGGGACGUCAGAGAGCCAGGUGCCAGAGACAAGCACCGUGCAGGUGGAGGUGCUGAAGACCCCCCCCGUGAAGCAGUGCACCAUCAUAGAGGUGGGGCAGGAGGAGCAGCCCCAGCGGGAUGAUCUGAGACAGGCUACCACCACGGAGGGGCCAGCUGUCAGGACAGGGUCCGUGAGGGACACAGUACUUGGUCCUAGACGCAAAAAGAAAAAGUCAGUGGCAAGGAGUGGGCUCAUUCCUGGCAGCCGAAGAAUUCUCCGGGAUAAUGCAUAA